GCUCUGUCUACCCCGCAAGGGAAUAGACGGGAUAAUAAUGCUUAAAAAGAAAAAUGAAUAUACCACGGUAGAAAAAUAAUUAUGCACUUGUAAAAUGUUAAUUAUAUAAUUACAGGUUAAUGAUCUUAAAUUUCUUUGGAAAUAUGGGUUCUUUCAAGACAAAAAAAUACUAUUUAACAUCGGUGUUGCUAUUAUAAAAAAGAUUUUUCAUGACAACUGUCAAUUUUAUAGAUGUCACUUGCGUACGUAAAGCUUCAGUCAAUUUCUGAACGCGAAAGUUAACGCAUGCGUCGUGGAAGGAAAAGUGUUUGUUUGCUUGGAUUUUUGGACCAAUAAUAUUUGUAAAAUAACUUUAUUUUACACAAUUCAUUCACGUUAUAAUGCAAAACUAAGUGAUUAAGUGAAUUCCUAUUAGUUACUACGAGAAAACCAAAGUAUAUUGUGUCACUCGCAAACAAGUUUUUGUUGUUGAUCCCGACUUCCAAACUUUCGAAGACCGUGAACAGAUUUUCUUUCGUCGUGAGAAAAAAGGCGAAAGAAAACAUCGAGUGUUAUGAUCUACACGAGAAAACCAACAAUGGAUGUAUCACACGAUCGAUCCCACAAAAUGAAUAGCUAGAAAAUCUUGUAAAAACCACAAAUUGACAUUAAAUCGAGCGUUUCGUACGAUGUGACAUAACGCCAUCUAGCGGUUACAUCUUGGACUUUUAAGUGAAAGUGCUUCGAGUCUGCGGUUAGCGUUCGAUUUUCAAAAUGAAGCUCAAUUUGUUUAAACGGUCGAUGAUUUUCGCGACUUUCUUCGGUUCGUGCUUGUGUAUAGCUUUAAUUGUUGCGUCUUUGGGAACUACACAUUGGAUUGAUGCACGUGCUAAGAGGACUUCGAACCCUCUGGAAUCAGAGGGUAGGAUCAGUUUUGGAUUAUUCGAAGGCCAGAAAGAGCUGAACUUUGGGUACGGAUGGAGGAAUCAUAAUUUUAGUGUGAAGGCAGGCACACACCCAGCAAGGCGCUGGGCUUGGUGCGGCACAGCCGCUCAGCUAGGAGCAGCAUUGGUCUCCGCUGGUGGAGCUUGCGUACUCGCCGCGCUCGGCUCGGCGGCCCGCGAGCGUUGCGAGCCGCGCUCGCUCCUCAUUGGGAACUCUUUGGCAGUUGUGUUCAGCUUAGGAGCUGUGUCAGUUUGGAUGACAGAGUACUUUCUCAGGCUACAGCAUAACGUGAUGUCAGCUGAAGACCUCGCCAACACCUGGGCAUCCGACGGCAUGGCGGAUUUGGGGCUCUCGUUUUGGUUAGUAGUAGGUGCGUCAAUAACAGCAUUCAUAAACAACAUAUGUAUAUUAAUCGCUAUGGCGGACGGCCGUGAUAUGGACACUAUUGCACCAGCUUUGGAGGAGAAGGUAAACGGAGCUAUAAUGCUUUAUUAGAAUGUAUUGUAGCUCUUGUCGGCGGCUUCGUCCGCGUGAGUUUAGCGAACAAAGUUUUGUCAACCUAUUUUUGGAAAUUUCGUGUGAUAAGAAUCGAGAUAUCAAAAUUUUAGAUCAUAACCACUUUAUUUUUGUUUUUAAAGUAUUCUAUAUUCUUACGCGGAGUUUCACAUAUAUCAGGCUUUAUUAGCUCGUAUUGUAGCUGUUGUCCGCGGCCUCGUCCGCGUGAGAUUCGCGAACAAUGUUUUGCCACACAUUGGAAAUAAAGAUAAUAUCAUCCAUAUACAUACCUGAUGAAAAUCCAAGAUGUUAAACAAUUUAUUUUUGGUUUUAUAGUAUCCUAUGUUCUCAUCAAUGUCUCUAUUAAAAAUUUACGAAAAUCAUAUUAAUUUCGAAAUAAAAAUAUCUUAUAAUUUUGUUUAUAUAUAAAUCAUGUUUAUAAUUUUGUUCUUAUUACCCAUAUAUUAACAUCCGAUAUUCAGACUUAAUCAAGUAAAGAUAAUUUCUGAUCAAAUCUGCGAGAAUCUCACCUGACAAAUUAUUAUCAGUUUUUGAGUCUGAAAAUAAUCAAAUUAAUUCUACAAUAAUUUUGUAAGUAUAAAAUUUUUCGAAAUUUAGGUGACAAAAGUUGAAAAAUAUUUUUAUUUUUAGUAUAAUAUUCGGUUUAUAUAACGAAGGCUGAAAUUUAGAUUAGUAUUUAAUUAUAGAAUAAAUAACAUAUAACUCGGACUCGAAAUCAAAAAAUAUUCGUUAAAACGACUUCAUUAUUUGGUGUAGCUAUACGAAAUGCAGAUUUUUUUUUGUAUAAUCCUUUAAAACGUUCUAGAUUAUUUGUAUUAAACCGUAUAAUUAAUGUUUAUCUCUAGUACAUUCCGUCCAUUUAGUAUUUAAAAAUAAUUAUAAUUAUUAAUUUUACUUAUAGAUAAUUAAUUUUAAUUAUUAUUAAGUGUAUAAAUGUGUAUUAAUAUGUUUUUAAUGCGUUACAUUUACUUUUAAAUUCCGUCCAUAUUCUCUUUAGAAAUUGAAAGCAACACAGGCCUCCGCUAAUGUGGAAAUCUGUGCUGCAUUAAUAAUAGAAAUUACCUCAGUUAAGACAAUAAUAUGUAUGUAUGUAUGUAUGUUUGUCCGUCCAAACUAAACAGCACUUAUUUUUACAUAGUCGUGCCAUUAGAUUAAGUUUUGUAUGACUUUUUGUAUGUUUCUUUUGUGAUA
Amyelois transitella is the source of this 2631-nucleotide messenger RNA. RefSeq lists its product as uncharacterized. Bases 754 to 1419 code for a protein of 221 amino acids. The transcript has 5 exons. The record is from RefSeq and is a predicted model, not a curated record. NCBI's taxonomy places the organism in Eukaryota, Metazoa, Arthropoda, Insecta, Lepidoptera, Pyralidae.